This is a messenger RNA of Pectinophora gossypiella (pink bollworm), 7612 nucleotides long. RefSeq names its product vitellin-degrading protease-like. Gene Ontology annotation, molecular function: hexosyltransferase activity; serine-type endopeptidase activity; UDP-glycosyltransferase activity. Bases 2926 to 3729 code for a protein of 267 amino acids. The transcript is spliced from 6 exons. The record is from RefSeq and is a predicted model, not a curated record. NCBI's taxonomy places the organism in Eukaryota, Metazoa, Arthropoda, Insecta, Lepidoptera, Gelechiidae. Gene Ontology annotation, biological process: proteolysis.
UUGAAUGAAUGAUAUGGGAAGAACGCCUGUCUCUCACUGUGAGAUCUCUGAUACGAUUUCUACGAAGCCUUUGGCCCCUUUACCCUGGUCAACAAAUAAUGACUACUAGUACUUAUAUCGGUAUGAAACGUGAUAAUUACAUAAGUGACAUAUCAAAGAAAACAUAAAUAAAAAUAAGAAAAACUUCAUGAAUACAAAACACUUUUUAACGUCGCAAACAACGGAUUUUCAGUUCCUUCCAAAAGUUUCGUAUUUUUUCCCGUAAAUACAACGUAAAUCUCUUGAUACGCAAAGUUAGGAGAUAAUCCCGAAAACCGGAAAAGUGGAAAAACAAAGCGAGACAUCGGAAACAAUGUCGCAUCUCUUAAAACUCUUAAAACGAGGUUAACUCUCAAAGCGGAAUCAAGACUUGCAUAGGAAUCAACUUUUUUAAACACUGACACAGCGUUCGCAAGCUUGAAAGAUUUUUAUAUAGGUAAAUGAUCUCGAAGCACUUCAACAAAGCCAAAUCAAACUGCGAAUAGAAAAUUAAAUCGAAAACGUCUAACUCCGACUGGACUUGAAUCCGCAGAUCCUUUGAAGCCGGGACGAGCGUUUUAACCGUAACACCACUGGGGACGGGUCUUCAUACUGUACAGUCAUGAGAAAUAUAAUGUACCCACUUUAGGACUCUGUCACAUUAACAAAUUUGACAUUUAGUGAGACUUACAGUUCAAUUUGUCAAAAAAGUUAAUGUGACAUGGUACCAAAGUGUGACCGUACAUUAGUAUUUUUAGAUCCACAUCGUCAUUCCGCCGACGGCUAAUUGAUGGUGUGGAAUUUUUCUCUUUGAGAGAUUAGGUACCAUCAUCUCAGGCCUUUAUAUCUUUAUCAGAUGAUUCAAACAGCGUUUCUGAGAGAUUAGGUACCUAAGCGUGAGUAAACGCUGUAAAACCAAAUUAAUAUCCUUCAAAAUGAAAAUGUUCUUAUUUCAAAACUCAGCAACGUAUAACCUGCACGAAUCGAGACUCAUCCAUCGCAGUUAGGCGGUUACCACACGACGCGGUCGUGGUCGCGGUUAGCUGGUUUUAUAGCGAAUACCAAGGGGCGAGGCGGGCCGACCGCGCAGUCGCUUUGGCUCGCGUGUCAAAGAGAAAACAUAUUAGUUCAUACACAUUUAUAUCGACAUCCAACAUUCAUUAAUAUACUUAUACAUUUGUUUCGAUUAUCUACCAAUUACCAUUAUUAGGCUAGUUUCCAACUAGUGAAAUCAGUUACUUUUACUAAACGUCAAAAUACGAUAUGACUAUGGAAUUUUUGUAAAAAAUCACACUUAUUAUAAAAUAAAAGUCGGACUUAUUAUUAUGUUUUUCUUGAUUAAAAUUCAUAAAUACCUAAGUUAAUAGAAAAAUGGAAAAUGUUCUUCCCUGGUUUUAGAUCUGUCCUUAUUUAGUACUUAAUCAGAAUUUCAUAAUCUAUCUUAAACCUAGUACACGACCCAAUUAAAUAUUUGUAGUUUAACCAUGACCAGUCCUUUUUGCUCCCGAUCGUCAACUGUCUUCUUUUCUUCUUAAAAAUAUCCACCAUUAUGUUUCUUUUUAAAGGACUGGACCAUAGAGUUUUGGCCAAAGGAGUAUUUACUUCGUUUGGCGAGAACACAUGUAUUAAGAACAGACGGUUUACACACAAGUUAAUACUACCUUUGCAACCACUUUACGUCUCUUAAUAACCGCAUAUUCCGUCUUGAACGCGAGUUGUUCAACUACCUAACUAGUCGCCCGUAUGUAGCAGGAAUUCUGUAUGAAAUUGUGGUACAUACAAACUAAAAAUAAAACCAAAAAGUGUUGUUAGUUUGUUUAGUAUAUUUUUUGAAUAACUAAGAUACAAAUAGUUUUUAAGUAAGAAAAUUACUAUUAAUAUAGUAAGUAAGUACUCACUAUAUUAAUAGCAUUAGUGCCUAAUAGUUCUGUUUCAGAAAAUGUUCGACCAAAACUAUGUGGCCACCAAAGUUUUACAGAAACGAUACAGAAAGUGUUGUGCCUAAUAAAAACCACGAAAAAAUUGUUAAACCACGUGCAUAUAGUUUCAAAAUGAUAUUACCAAAACGCGACCACAGAUAAGAAGUAGCAUAAACGACGACAAGGAUCCAUGUCAAGGCACAAAUCGACAGUAGUUGGGUAAUUUUAAAACUGACGUGCAAUCUUUAGAUUAUAAAGUACGUACUUAUAAAUAAAUAUAUAAUCUAAGCCACUAAUAACAUUACUAAAAUAAAAAUAAAAAACUACAUAAUAUGUAGUAAUGUUGGUAAUUCAGGGGGGUUAAAUAGACCACAUCGAAGCAAUUCAUCUAAAAAACAAUAUUGCAAUUUGACAUUUGCGCAUAUAGAAGUAAGUGCACAUUGCCAACAAAAUAGCAAAAAGUAAUAUAUUGCUUUUUUAGAUGAAUUGCUUCGAUGUGGCCUUUUUAUCUUCAUAGAUUUUUAUAUCUACGUGAUAAUUUUGUACAAAACAUCUUCAAAAAAUCUUAAGGUGUACAAAAGUUUGCUUUUGUAUGCUUUAUGAGAAGUCUGAAGGAUAAAUAAAAUAUAACUCAAAAUAUAAAAACUCGAAACACAAACUCGAAACUCAAAAUAUAUACGAAUGACGUGUAUAAUUAUUAUUCUAGUGUUUAUGUGGUUUAUUACCUUUAUCUUUUUUGUUGAUAUUAUUAUUUUGUCUUAUCUCUCAUGUGUGAUCUAUUUACUUAACUCUUGUUACGAUUAUAAAGAUAUAAUUAUCAUGAUUUUAUUUUUAUCAGUCAGAAUAUGUGUGAGGGUCAACACAGUUUUAUCAUGAAGAUAAUUAUGUUGACCUAAUAAUCUUUUGUAAUUGUCAGGUAUAAAUUCUCUUUCGUCAAUAGAAAUUAGAUCUAUUUCUAGUUUGGUAUUAUUGAAAGUAGUUGUUGAAUAUGAUCAACCUGUGUUUUGCUGUAGCCCUUUUUGGGUUUGUAGUGGCAACCCCACUCCCAGGUACAUUAAAGGCUAUGGAACAAACGAGAAUAGUAGGUGGCGAGGACAUCGAUAUUACUGAAGCUCCGUAUCAAGUGUCUUUAGUCAACCGAGGCAUGCACUCAUGUGGAGGCUCUAUUGUGGCAAACGAUCUUAUUUUGACCGCAGCACACUGCGUUAGGGGCUCUAGACCAGAAAACUUCCAAAUCCGUGUUGGUUCUUCCAUACUCAACAAAGGCGGCGAACUUUACCCGGUAGGAGAAAUUAUCUGGCAUCCAGAUUUCGAGUUUUCAAAAAUGAACAAAGACAUUGCAGUGAUGUGGCUCUCUGAACCUUUGCGAUUCAGUGACGAAGUAAUGGCAAUUCCUAUGUUGAGUGAAGAUGUUGAAAUCGAGGAAGGAGAGGAAACGACUGUUACAGGAUGGGGAGCUAUUGAGGAAAACGGUAUUGCUCCUAAGAUGCUCCAAAGGGUCGAGGUACCUAUCGUAAGUCAGGAAAAUUGCCAAGAUGCGUACUCUCCGAUGUACAACAUCACAAAUUCGAUGCUUUGCGCCGGUCUGCCGAGUGGAGGAAAAGAUGCUUGCCAGGGUGAUAGCGGCGGUCCUUUAGUCUACGAGGGACAACUUGCUGGAGUCGUGUCCUGGGGAUUAGGAUGUGCCAGGCCGCGGUACCCUGGAGUCUACGCGAAGGUGUCUGAUUUGCGCCCCUGGAUCGAUAACAGCAUCAACUAUUUGAGACAGAAGCACAUACUUCGAGGGCUUUGAAAACUAAUUUGAGGAGGAAUCACACUUCGCUUUGUUUUAGUAGAAUUUGUGAUCGUUGUCUGAAUAAUGUUCAAAUGGAAUUGUUUACUUGGGACCCUUUACAAGCUUGUGUUAUCUCUUCAGCUCUAUAAGUUUUGUCUGAAUUACCCGAAAAUGUACAGAUUGCAGAAGACAAGCCAGUAAGGAGCACUCAGGGCUAAGUAUUGCUACACUAAGUACUACUACAUGCAUUCUGAGAAUACAUAAAGUAAUGAAAAAAAAAAAUCACUACCUGCUUUGUUUAUUAUUUGUUUCUCCCAUUAAUUUAUUUUCAAAGUUCUAUUUUAUCAAUUAAAAUAUGUAUCUUAGUACAUACAUACAUACAUACAUAAACUCACGCCCGUAAUCCCUAAUGGGGUGGGCAGAGCCACAAGUAAUCAAAGACAACUUGCAGCCACUGUUGAUACGAAGUCCAAAGAGGGAUAUGAUGAACUUUAUGGUGAUAAGGGAUCUGCCUAUCGCCCAUAACAUUAGUCCAUCAUGUUAGAGGACACAAUCCCUCUGUCGGUUUUUACGACAUGCCAGGGAAGAGAAGCAGCUGAACGUGUUCUAUGUUUUUUAUAUGCUCCCAGAACAGCAUAGGUGUAUGUAUCUUAAUGCAAAUUCUACUAAAAGAAAUAAAAUAAAAAAAAUAGCUAUAUUGUCUAAGUUUUAUACUUUUCUAUAAUUGCGCAUAGCACUAUAAAAUUCAUGACAUGACACUUUUAGCGGUUUUAUGAUAGUUUUGUUAUUAUGAAAUUAAAUUAGUUGCAGUAGUGUUUAGUAAAAUGUUUGUAGUUUUAAGAUUGACUUGAAUAUUGUAUUUUUAUUGGAUUAGAUUUAGUAUUAUGUGAUAUUAAAUGACAUUUUACACAUACAUAAUUUACAUUUUUGUUUAUUUCCAACACAAAAUCCUGUUUUGUACAAUACUUCUUAAUAUCAAUGCGUUAAUGCAUAUCAACCUGAAAAAGGUAUUAUACCAUUUCUAUUAAGAUGAAAUAUCUAUGGUUGAGAAAGAUUGGCAACCUGUUAUCGUUCAACUAACAACAACAUCAAAAAAUACAAGAAAACCUACACAACUUCAACAACAACAUUGCACAACACAACACUUAUCUCCUGUUAUCUCCCUCCUCAAUUAUAAUUACUUUCCCGGUUUGACCAAAUUCAAAGAAGUACAAAAGAAAUGUUUCCAACAAGAAGAAUUCAAAACGAAGAAUUUAUUUUGUUGAAGAAUUUUAGAGAAUUUUUAAACCAAGCUAUUCUAUCCGGAAAAAAAAAUUAUUAUGUAGCCGUACAUAACUCUGAGAAAUACCCGAGAAGCGCAAAUAAACAUUGCAAGUUGUAAGAAAAACUUUCCUUAGCGCGGAUUUAAAUUUCCAGAAGAUAAAGCAGUUUAGACUUCUUUAAAUAAGUGAAGGUUUUAAAAGCAUAAAAAAACCCUUUGUGCCGUUUUUCAACUGGUUCAUUUGUUCUCAGUUCAUUAUUGCUAGUCUGAAGAAUCGUUCUAAUUAGCAAUUGAGUCCUAAGCAUUGAUUCGAUUGAUGUAAGAAAAUGUUUUAUUCAUAACUUACGAAUGGUUAUAAGCGACUUCUUUUAGAAAGAGGAACACAUUUUACAUAUUUCUUCAAUAGAAAAAUUAUUUGUGCUGACUGUUCUGUCAUCAUCUGUUGUAAAAACGGCCUCUGUGGUCCAGUGAUUGAGCGUUGGUCGAAUCCCGGUGGGGACAAAUCAUAAAAAUCACUUCGUGAUCCCUAGUUUGGUAAGGACAUUACAGGCUGAUCACCUGAUAGUCCGACAGUAAGAUGAUCUGUGAUUCAGAAGGCACGUUAAGCUGUUGGUCCCGGUUACUACUUACUGAUGUAAGUAUGUAGUUCUUACAUGAGCCAUGUCAGGGGCCUUUGGCGGUUCAAUAAUAACCCUGACACCAGGGUUGAUGGGGUCGGUAAUCCAUAACCCACACGAUUAGAAGAUCUGUUGUAAAGUUGUCAUCCAAUACUAUCUUACUGAAGCUAGAUCCACACAGAGCCAAGAAAGAUAGGCAAGGCGAGUGGGUCGCCAGAUGUAAGACCCUAUUUAAAAUUCAAAUUAAAAAAUGUCUUUAUUCACAAUGUACGUAGUUUACUUUGAAUCGUCAUCUUUUUCAUAACAUUAAUCGGGCAUGAGGCUUAAUUAGGCUCGUCUAAGUAUUGUUUUUUUAAUAUGGCAAAAUACGGGAUGUUAAUAAUACAUCAGGUGGGCAAGGCCGGUGCAGCGUGUCCGGUAAAUCGGUAAUACAAAAGAAUAAAGUAAAAGCGCUCUUGUUUACUAUUUUAUUCAAAGUACUUACCGCUUUCCCAACUCUGUGUACAGCAAGCAUUAUUUCGCCUAGGACUUGUACCAAAUCCUUUCAGAGUAAUCGUUAAAACUUAGCAAAGGUAAGCAUUUUGCGUUUUUCACAGCAAAUUGCUGGAAGAAAUUAAAAAGUUUCAGUUGAUUUAUAAAGUCGUUGUUUAAGAGAAGCUCUGAGUUUAUUUAAGCGGUAUUUUUUAAACUUUGUAGUCGGUACGGAACUCUGGGAAGUGUAAAAUAAAAACGGGGAAAUUACAAAGGAAACCCAACCUUAAAAAAUUAUUACAGAGCCUUGUUUAAAUAUACAAAAAACAAUAAAUAAAAAAAAAAAUAAGUAACUAAGUUUGCAAUAUGCAAUUAUAUUUUGAUUGCAUAAUAUUAUAUUUUCAAAAUUAAAUCUAGUCGUUGGCUGUUGCUUACAGUUAUCGAUUAGACGACUAUUGAUAGUGGCUUAUCUCUACUCCUCUAGCUAUAUAUACCGGUUACUCGUUCACCUUGAACCGGCAUACAAAACCGACCCAAACAAAUCAUUAGUCAUUCGCGUCUCAUCCGUAUUGCAACAUGUAUUUUAAUUCCGUGCUAUUUCGCAAUAGUUUAUUUAUGUCAAAGUGUUUUGUCUGCUAGGAUACUAGGCGUGUUUCCAAUACCUUCAUUAAGUCACCAAUUGGUAUUUCGAACUUAUACUCAAGAACUAGCAAAACUUGGCCAUGAACUAGUAAUCAUUACACCCGAUCCAAUCUGGCCUAAAGAUAGACCAAAAGCCAAUGUAACAGAAAUUGACGUGAGAUUCUCAUAUCAAUUUAUGCUUGAUGAGUUGGGUAAACUUGACAUAUUUCAAAAAGGAGUAGUAGCCGAUGUGAACACAGUGUCAUUUUAUUUAUACAAAUCAUUUAUAGAAUUGAUCAAAAAGCAAAUAGAGCAUCCAGAAGUGAAAAAACUGAUUGAAGAUAAAAAUGAACGGUUUGAUUUGGUGAUAGUGGAAGCGUAUUUCAAUUUGCCUUUGGUGUUCAGUCAUGUUUUUAAAGCUCCCGUGAUUCAGAUCUCCUCGUUCCAUGGACGUCCAGAGAAUUAUGAGGCCGUCGGUGCAUUAGGCAGUCAUCCACGUUACUAUCCAAAUUUUAACAGGAACAAGUUCCGAAAUCUGUCCUUUUGGGAGAAUCUUGUUGAGAUAUUUUACGAAUUGAAACUUAGAUAUGAAUUUUGGUUGACCGAACAAUUUGAAAACAAAGUAAUCAAAGAACUAUUUGGACCUGAUGCGCCAACUAUAAGAGAUUUAAAUGAAAAUGUUGAUAUGUUGUUUAUAAAUACACAUUCAAUUUAUGAAGACAAUAGACCUGUGCCGCCAACUGUUGUAUUUUUAGGUGGUUUACACAUGCAACCGAUUAAAGAAUUACCAAAGGACCUUAAGGAAUAUUUGGACAACUCAAAACGAGGAGUGGUGUACGUGAGCAUGGGUAGCAACGUUCACCCUUCAAAUAUGGACGAAGUGAUGUUGGAAAAUUUUAUAAAAGCGUUCGGGGCUUUGCCAUACGAUAUU